Anthonomus grandis grandis is the source of this 1300-nucleotide messenger RNA. Its product is annotated as integrator complex subunit 15. NCBI's taxonomy places the organism in Eukaryota, Metazoa, Arthropoda, Insecta, Coleoptera, Curculionidae. The record is from RefSeq and is a predicted model, not a curated record. The transcript has 3 exons. Bases 103 to 1251 code for a protein of 382 amino acids.
ACAUUACCUAAACCCAUUCUAACCUCACAAAGUUUGUUUAUAUGUAUAAAGUUUUAUUUACUAGAAAAAUGCUUUAAAAGGGGCAUUUUGGGGAUAAAAAACAUGUCGGGGUCGUCGGACGUCAAUCUAAAGCAAAACAUUAGGAAAUUCGAGUAUCCGCAAUGCGCCCAAGAAGCUCUGAAAAAAAUCGCUGAACUGUUAUGUGGAAGAGUUCCCAGCAUCAAAAGUAUGGACCUGGCUUUGGACCUGAUGGCGGAAUUCGUGUUUUACGAGGUGGAUCGCAGAGGCAACAAACGCACCCAACCCUUAAGUAACCUGACAGAGCUCAAACUACUCACCAUUCUCUUCGAAUUCCUCAACAACAUCCCCAAUGAAACCUCUAGAAACACCCUCUUUUUAAACCUUUUCAGCCCUAUCACUGCUAACCUGAGACUAGGGCUACUAAGCAAACUGGUGUCAUUGGCUGUUGGAAUCCCCAGCUCGGCCAUUUUAGCUUCGGCCAGUGCCUGGAUGCAACAGCUGGGCAACACCUCUUCGGCCAGCUGUAAACUUGCCGAGGCACUAGUGUUCGACUAUGUCCACUUAGCCCCAGACCCUAAAGAGACUUUGUUGGGUCUACCCACCAUCGCCCCAGAGUUUACUGCCAAUUUUUUAACUGCCAUGGCCGAGAAUUAUUAUGUAAGGAAGGAGAAGAUUUUUCCGCCACAGGUACUUUUAAAGUGUGUUACCGAGUGGCUAACAACCAACGUGGGGCUCUGUAUGUCCGCCCAAACGCGCCCUCCUGUGCUUCCCCCGGGCGCUAUAGCCAUGGAGGCCACCACACCCUUCGCCGGCCUACUGCGAUGGUGCGUCCUCGCCCCCAUCCACCGUCAAACCCAAGAAAUCUACUCGGAACUGUACUUGGCCCUUCUGAACAGCAUCGCGGACAUUCCAGGGGCGGAUCCCCCACGAGCGAUCAACGUGCAGCACCUCACGGCCCUCGUUCACCCCCUGCUGCUCCAUUUGGAGGCGGUGCGGGGUGGUGAGGAGGCGGGUUUAAAUGAGGUUUUGCCGGAGGAGGUGCUGCAGUUGGCUCUGGACAGGUUGGGGCAGGCGGUGCAGGUUUCGAUCAGUGUUAACGCGGUCUACGGACACUUGGAUGAACUGUUUAGUGCCUUAAGUCGAUUGCCCGGGAAUAAAUUGUUGGGGAUUGUUAUUAGUAAGUACAAGGAGGGCAAGGGGGCGCCAGCUGUUUCGAUUAUUAUUGAUUAGGUUAUGUUAACUGUUAUUUUUUUUUUUAAAUAAAGUUUGUUGAUCACAA